Messenger RNA from Peniophora sp. CBMAI 1063, 3651 nucleotides. NCBI's taxonomy places the organism in Eukaryota, Fungi, Basidiomycota, Agaricomycetes, Russulales, Peniophoraceae. The record is from the annotation of a GenBank genome assembly.
AUGGCAGCUGCUCUGAAGCGCAAGCGCGGCGGCGCUGCCCCGGAACUGGAGAUCCCCAGUAAGCGGAGGCAAGUAACGCCCGACGAGGAUGAAGUAAUGUCUGGACUGGAGGACGCGGAGAAAAGCGAGGCUGAGGAGGAGGGCAGUGAUGAAGGAGACAAUGAUGGGGAUGACUUUGCCGGGUUUGGAGAGGCCGGUGCUGGGUCUCCGCCGCGCGGAGGAAAGCCGAAGAAAGCGCCCACUGGCUCAGAAGUUCGCGCGAUCAAGGAUGCGGCAGAACUAUUCCGCUCGUCAUCGUUCAAAUUACAGAUUGAUGCCCUGCUACCGAACGUGCGCUUGAAAGCCUCGCGUAGAGCGGCCAUCGACCGCUUUCUUCUCACCCUGCAUUCUGCUCUGACAUCCGCGCCGUCUCUCGAGCCAGACGCUCCCCUCGCCGCCGCCAAAAAGCUCUCAAAGAAGAAACAUGUUGCCACGCCUUGGACCUUUCCUCCACCACCCAGCGACGCGAACUGGAAGGUCUCUUUCGACGCGCCAAGCGAGGUGACCCUCGUGGGCUCGUAUGCCCUGCAGACGUCUGUCAAACCGCCAGACGGUUUACCAUGGACUCUGGACUUGGCUCUCACGAUGUCAUCAGGCCUAUUCCAGGAGAAAGACUACUUGAACGGUAGAUUCGCGCACAAACGAGCUUUCUUCCUCGCCGCCCUUGCUGCACAUUUAGUCGGCAAAGGCUACGACGUUCAGUGGUCGGCUCCCAGUGCGGAUGCUCGCGCUACUGCCCUGCUAUUGAAUCCGAAGAUUCCCAAGGUCGACGUGCGCAUACGGCUGUUUGCCAUACUACCAAACGACUCCCCUAUCGCCCUUGCCAAACUUGCACCCCAUCGCGCAAAUCUACGCAUUACUGGACAUGAGAACACUCCGACGCCAUUGUACAAUACCUCGGUCAUGCAGGCGACCACUCCACGUGCACAUCUAUUGGCGGCGCACACUCUGAAGGAAGAUGCUCCAGCAUACGCCGACGCCCUCGCGCUACUGCGCGUAUGGGCCGCACAGCGCGCAUACGGCGCCGGCGCUUCGUCCGUUGCCGGGUUCGAAUCCCGCGGCCACUUCUGGCCCACUCUACUUGAGGCUCUCGUCCGCGGCGAGGAGCCCUUCUCCGGUUCCGCAAAGUCAAGCGCAAAUCGGAAGCCGUUAGGGAAGGGGCUGAGCAGCUACCAACUCUUCCGCGCUGCCCUCGCGUUCUUGGCGGAACACGACUGGGACGCUGCUCCCGUGUUCGUCAAGGCUCCUGAAGGACACCGCUACCCGCCUCAUGAGUAUGUGGAGCACCAUGGCCCUGCACUCGUGGACAGUUCUUCACGCAUUAACGUGCUUGCUGGCGUACCUCGCUCGUCUCUGACUCUCCUCAAACAUGAUGCUCAAACUACUCUGGCUGUUCUCAACGCCUCCGCCGAGCCGCAAGGCACAGACUUUUUCGCGCAGACUUUCCUCCUCGACGCAAGGCCACUCCCAGCACGCUUCGACGCAGUCCUCCACAUUUCACUCGCGCACGCAAAACCCAUCAACCUCUCGCCGCUCGCAAUCGCAGAGCACGGCUCUCUCCCCGCCGCUCUUAUCCACUCCAUCUCCUCAACUCUCACGGCUGCCCUGGGAUCCCGCAUCAAAGCGCUCGGGCUGUUGCAUGCACCCGCCGCACCAAGAUCGCUCGAUCAACCGGACGUUUCUGCGCCGCCAGAACUGGUCGUCGGCCUGCUAUUCGAUCCAGCACAUGCAGGUCGCCUAGUGGAUCUUGGUCCGGCUGCGACGCAAGACGGUGAAGAGUCGACCGAGUCCCAGAAGGAGUUCACAGCGCUCUGGGGCGAGCGCGCGGAAGUGCGCCGAUUCAAAGAUGGAUCUAUCGCGCAUGCUGCCGUUUGGGAUUCGGUAGCGAACAGCGCCGACGCGCGCGCCCGACUACCCGCUACAAUCGCAACAUUCAUCCUGAACAGGCACUUCUCCAUUCCUGCGGAAGAUGUCGUGUGUAUGGGCGCUAGUUUCGAUCAGGUCUUGAGGUUGCCGAAGGAGAUCGUUGCGCUGGGUGGAAGGCAAGCCGGUUUCGCGCCCGCACGCGCGGCAUUCGACGCGUUCGCGAAGGUGCUGCGAGCAUUACCCGAGGAAGACAUGCCGUUGUCUAUUACGGCCGUCUCCCCCACCUCAGCAUAUCUUCGCAGCACCGCUCCGAUGGCACCCUUAGCGGCCGUACAAGGCGCACCAAGUGCAGCGAGCUACGUACCAACGAUGGACAUCGUACUCGAGCUGGCGAGGGCGGGGCGCUGGCCGGAUGACGUAGCUGUCGCGGGAAAGAUGAAGCUCGCCGUGCUCGAGCGCUUAGCGCGCGCGCUUAUGGGUUCGGGCGCAAUGCCGGGCGUCAAAGCUCGCGUGGCGGUGCCGCCGCCCGGCGCUUCUCCGUUGGAAGACCAUGCCCGACUCGAGGUCGUCACCAAAGAUGGUUGGGCGUUCAGCCUCGCGAUUGACCAUCCGCGCGUCGCAACGCUUCUCCAACGUACUAUUGCUUCUUACACGCCUCUGACCAAGACUCUCGCCGCGCAAAUCCCGAAGGAGAUGCAGGCGCAGAUGAAGCAGGGCGAGAGGGACGCGGAGAAUGCUAAGAGCGCUUUGGAGCACUAUGAGAGGACGUUCGUGGCGCGGCCGAGGUUACAUCGCGCGUUGGCUGCGCUUGGGCAUAAGGAGAGCGCAUUCGGUGGCGCUUGUAGGCUCGUGAAGAGGUGGCUGGCGGCGCAUUGGUUGCUCGACAUCGGUAGCGAUGCCGGCGAAGGUGGGAUGAUUACCGAGGAAGCCGUCGAGCUCCUGGUAGCGCGUGCGUUUCUUGUAGGCGAUGUACCCGCAAGCAGAGAACGCGGCUUUGCUCGCGUUGUGCGCUGGCUAGCAGGCUGGGACUGGGCAGCUGGUGUGCGCGUACCGCUCUUCGACGAGCCCGAUCCCUUGCAUACGGCAGACGAAGCAAAGGCUCCGGUAGAGGUCGAGGUUAAGGGUGGCGUGUGGCGCAUCAUGACCGGCGUAGAUGAGAAGGGGACGAUGUGGACUGCGCGCGGACCAGACGCGUUGGUGGCGAGACGCGUGAGGGAGAUUGCGAGGGCUACUUGGGAUGCGAUGAAGGAGGGUAGCGUGGAUGUUCAGGCCUUGUUCGUGCAUCCCACAGACGACUACGAUUUCGUUCUGCAGCUCGAUCCCAAUGCGCUCCCUCGCCACUUCGAGGCUGUCAACCCUGACGCUACCGCCUGGGGUAAGCGUGGGAAAUACGCGAACACCGCGAUCGAGCUCGCAAAUAGUGGAACUGAACUGCGACCCGGAUGGAAUCCCGCUCGGGCGUUCGUGACGGACCUCCGAAACGUGUAUGCGGACACCCUUCGACUCUUCUACGAUCCAUUAGGCGGCACUCGCGUCGGUGGAGUGUGGGAACCUUCUCUUCGGGAGCCCCGGCCAUGGCGUGUCCUGGGCCGAUUCUCAUCAAUCCCUGUUCAGGAUGAGCAGGUCGACGCCAACACUCAAAAGGCGAAGAAAGGGAAGGACAAGGAUACCGCGCUCGUAGUCCUAAACGAGGCUGCCGUCGUUGAUGAGAUUGUCCGGAUGGGGCGCGGCCUCGUUCGCACAUAG